Scylla paramamosain (green mud crab) is the source of this 4840-nucleotide messenger RNA. RefSeq names its product ankyrin-1-like. NCBI's taxonomy places the organism in Eukaryota, Metazoa, Arthropoda, Malacostraca, Decapoda, Portunidae. The transcript has 8 exons. Gene Ontology annotation, molecular function: protein binding. The record is from RefSeq and is a predicted model, not a curated record. Gene Ontology annotation, biological process: protein localization to ciliary inversin compartment. The coding region runs from base 1115 to 4759 and encodes 1214 amino acids. Gene Ontology annotation, cellular component: cytoplasm; ciliary inversin compartment; nucleus.
UUGUUUUCUCCACUAAGGCUCUAUUUUUUAACUGUGAAGUUAUCAUUUCUGUUAAUAUAUGCCUUCCCAGCAGUUAUAGAUGGGUACUUUUUGUCUCUACACAAUUUAAAGACAAUCUGUAGUCCUUAAUAAAAGCAUCAGCCCGGACUGGUACGACUGGCUGUGGACAGUGCUGCUUGUUGGGGUCACCCUGGUGUUCGCAACCGUGGGUGUGGGCCGCACAUAUGGCUCCCCUGGUUCCGGCAGCACGGAGCGGGUCUUCCAAACCCACACCCGGCACCACAUUCACGGAUGAGGUAACGAACACCCAGCCAAGUAACCAGUCGUGGAAGGACGUGCGAUCAUAAGGAGGGAGGCAUGUCAUAACCCAAGGAACAAGAAGAAAUGAAACGCGUAAAAAGAAAGAAGAAUGAAACAAGAAUGAAGAAAUUGAUAUGUGAAAAAGGAAGCAAGAAGUAAAAAGAAUAAAUGAGGGAAGAAGAUGGUAAACACGAAAGCAGGUACCAAGAAGCUAUCACCACCCUGAUAUGUAAGAGACAAAACGUGACCACCGAGGGGAACGACAAGAUGCGGUGAGUCAUCACAAGACUACUUAGCAGCAGAUUACAAGAAGAGAUAUCUAGGUGGCUAUCACUAAAUUAACAUACAAGGGAAGUAAAGGUCACCGGAAGCAAAUGACGUGGACAACACGGAUAUUCGGCACACCAUAGGAAACGCCGCCUCUUUGUUCCUAAUUAGAAGAUGCGAUCACCAAAAUUACUCAAGAAUGAACAUUAUUGAAAGUUAAUGGAAGAAAAACUAUAUGAUCGAAAUAUGGGAAGAUAAAUAUAAUUACUUAAAAAUGGGCCUUACGGAAAGUAUAGGAAAAUGAACCGUAUAAUCAAAGCAUGAGAAAAUAAAUAUAGUUAAUUGAGAAUGAACAUUAUUGAAAGUUGUAGGUAAAUAAACAGUAUGAUCGAAGUAUUUAAAAAUAAAUCUUAUAGCAACGGAAGACUCGUUGGUACAAGAGGUCGCCUUAACAUCACGUGUAUAUUAUGAGGUGUAGGAGACGGGAAUAAACAGAAGUAGACAAAGAGACAAGCUAACAAGAGCUGUCAGACCAGAGAGAGUCAAGAUGGGCAAGCCACCUGUCACAGUACCAAUCACGUCAGAUCAAACCACGCACCUCUCCCCCGCAAUGGCGUCCAAGCUAGUCGACGACCUCACGGACUCAUACGAGGCAUGUAGGGAACACCCACCUACAAUGGAACUGAUCACCGCCGUGCAGAAAGGAGAUGAGGCCAGGAUAAGAUCCGCCCUCGCUAGGGGUGCUCGUCUCAAGGUCACCGUCCCCACUAAUACAGGACUGUCAUGGUGUUUGAUGACUGUGGCUGCCAACAUGGGCCACGACCACCUGCUCCCGUGCUUACUGCAGAUGGGGCUGAGCACAGAAGGUCGAGGCACCCACGACAGAACACCGCUGAUGGAGGCUGCCUUCAGGGGCCAUACCCAGACAGUGAAGGCACUGCUGGCCCUCGGUGCGAAUGCUUUGGCGACGGAUAGUACAGGAAGUACCGCCCUCCACCUUGCUGCAGCGCGUGGCCACCAGCAGUGUGUAGCAGCCCUCAUACCUGUCACCCCUCCCAUGCCGGAGCACCUCGAGGCAUUCACCCCUGUACACCUUGCCAGUUUCCGUGGCCACGUGGAAAUACUGGAGCAGCUAGUGGAUGCGGGCUGGCCUCUUACUGCUAAAGAUAGUAUUGGCCACACACCCCUACAUUGUGCUGCGUACGGCGGGAGUGUAGCGGUGCUGAAGUGGUUGAUUCAGCGAUAUAGUAACCCGUUCGUGAAAAACAAUGAUGGACGCACCCCACUUGACGUGGCCGUGCUGUUUGGUCGCUACGAGGUGGAGACCUGGCUGGCCAAGAAUGGUAGUGCUGCAGUGAAGGACGAGUUUCAGCGUGUGAGAGAAGUGAGGGAGUGGCGGCGGGUGCAUGAAGAUCAGCACAAGGCAGUCUUGUCUUGGCUGUUAACGGGCAACGAAGCACAGUUGGACCUCAUCCCGGAAGGACGUGACGGUCAUGCGCUGAGCAAGAAGGGCCUAACGCCUCUCCACGCUGCAGCGCUGUGCGGGGCUUCCAGUAAUGCAGUGGAGGCGCUGUUGCGGCGUGGCGUAAGCCCUCAUGUAUUGAAUCCUGACAACAUGACCCCCGCUGACUUAGCACGACAGCAAGAUCACAGAGGAGUGAUUAAAGGGCUACAGUGGCACCGUUGUGAGCGGGGCGGCGCUACUCCCGAGCACCUGUACGAGGAGCUUCUCUCGACUGUCAGUCGUGGGGACGACGUGCAGACGGUGUCUAUGCUCUUGUGUAAAGGAGCCCCUAUAGAGCCCCUGUGCGGCCGCUCGCUCUCCGCCCUCAGAUUGGCUGUCACCUCCGACCGUGCACGCACUGUCACCUUGCUGCUGGCCAGGGGCGCGUCGCUGUCCGCCAGUCUGUUGCAAGAGGCUUGGCAGAGCCCCGAUGUGACACCCAGCAUGCUGGCUUGCCUCACCAACGCCUAUUGCUGUAAGCUGCGUGCGGAACAGCGUCGUCUGGCAAAGGACAGUCACGGUCUUAUCGAAGGCAUCAAAAAAUUACGGAAAUGCAUAGAGGGAAAUACACCGUGGCAGGCUUCCUGGCGAUGGGGUAAGGACUGUGACCGGGCAGCACUGAGUGACCUCAUGGCAAAGGCCGCGGCUGCCAACUGUCCCUUGACUGCCGCAUUCCUGCAUAGGGCAGGGGCGUGGUCCUUCUUCUCUGGAUCAUUGGGUGGUAGUGCCCUGCACACCUCGCUGGAGGCCAACCACCUGGGCAUGGCUGAGAUAUUAAUCAGGGACCUCGGGGGUUGCCUGUACGUGCAGGACACACAUGGUCGCCUUCCAGUACACAUGAUGACCAACGAAAAUCGACUGAAACUAGAGCAGAGGCUCUUUAAGGAGGAGCGGGAAAAACUGGAGAAUAUGGAACUUCGCUUGAAGGCAGAUCACGAGAAGGCAGCGGCACAGAAAGCGUUAUACGUACAAAAUGUUCUUUUUGACAGCUACAGGAUGGGCAAAGGUAAGAAAGUCUCUGCAGCUGAUGGUCGCGCCGCCAUGCUGGUGGCCUCGCGCAAAGGUCUCUUGCAGCUAGCUCAUCUUAUACUGCAAGAGGGUGGCCUGCCUGUGGACGAGGUGCUAGACGACACCUGUGGCACCACCGCCCUCCACCAGGCGGCUUCGCAUGGCCAGGAUGGCUGCGUGGCGCUGCUCCUGAGCGCCGGUGCUAACACACAGCAACGUGACAUCUAUGGCCAGACGCCUAGCCUCCUGGCCGCCAUGUUUGGACACACAAGUUCUAGUGAUCUGCUGGCCCAACAUGUGGUGCAGGACCCUCCUUGCCGCGCGGGCACCACUGCAACACAAGUAAAGCAGAACUAUAAGAUUUAUCAUAAGAUGUAUUACAAGUACAGCCGAAAGUUAUUGACGCCCUUUGAUAGGCAUCAUCCAGAAAGUGUGACAAGAAAACUUGUGAAAGCCAUAGGCCUACAAGAGCUGCAACAAGAGGCUCUGCGAGUGGCUGUAAAAUUAUCAAAGGGCGAAGCAUUUGAGGUAAAGGAGGCAGUGAUGAAGGAAUUAAACAUCAUCAUGAAUAUGGUGUCAGAUGCGGACCCCACCUACCGCGGCGACUUGAGGUUAGUGGGUAGCUCUCAGGACGGCUCAAAGCUGUACGCCCCCGAUGAGUUUGAUGUGAACAUUGUUAUCAAAAUGAUCGAUGUAAGAGUAAAUGUUAGCAAAAGAAGUAAGGAGACGUUACUGAAGGGCAGGCUGCAAUUAUCUUUGGAGACCGACAACCCUCACCUUGAGGGGAACAAAUUUAUGGAUAAUCUCUACGAGGAGGUGCACCGCUGCCUUCUUGGCCAUUCACUAGAGGAUGAGAGACUGAGCCUGGUACCGCCAGGAUUAACCAGCACACAGGUGGGCGUGGCACUCGCGCUGGCUUGGCAGGGGCGGGAGUAUCCACUGCUGCUAGUCGGCGUAGACCUAGUGCCGGUGCUAGAGGUGCCGUGGCUGGAACAAAUUCCCACUCCCUUCCUUACUCCCGAGGGCACUACCACCAUGCAGCUCAGUAAUUCAGCUGACGGCUCUUGGCGCUGCAGCUUUGCCUUGACAGAGGCAAAGGUACUAGGGACGUUAAGUCCCGCAGAGCGUCAGUUGCAACUUAUGGGAAAGUUAAUUCUUUCCCGCCUCAAGGCCGAACGCUGGAUGCCCCGACACAAGAAAGGUUUUUUUAAAUGGUUUUCCACACGAGAGUGGAACAUCCCGGUACCAAGCGGAUUUUGCUUCAAGAACGCGCUCCUACGGUGGCUGGAACAAAGAAGGUGCAGGGAGGACGCUACAGAGGAGCUUGGGUCUGGAUGGAAGGAGGACUCCGGCAAGCGUCUGGGAGCUGAGCUGCAGGAUGACCCUGCCAAGGAGCUAGGAUCAGGACAGGAGGAGGAUCCCAUCAUAUGGCUGAUACAUGUGUUCAGAUUGAUGUGUACCAACCCAGAGGAAUCGCGAGAACACCUGACAACUCAAAACAGCUCUGCUUACUUUGGAGGGGACUGUGAGGGUCUGAAAUCUGGAGACGGCGCGCCCGUUAUUGUACAGUGUUUGGAGGAAAGUUUGGAAGAGCUGUGUCAUGGUUCGAAAAGCCAAAGCGACUUGAGCCAAGAUAUCCAGGCUGCGGCCAGGAAUGUUUAUAGUAAAUGUAGAAGAUAAGUGGUAGGCUUACAUUAAAUGAAAGCUGAGCAAGAAAGGAAGAGCAAAAUAAGAAGAAAAUAAGAAAAAGGUGUCAUAGUA